UCAAAAAACAGGCGGUGGCGGGUGGCCCUUGAGUCAUAGUUUAUUUGUAGUUGAUCAUUUGCUGAUAAUAUUCCUGGUGUUUAGACCAAGGUUUGACUCCUAUAAUACCGCCGGCACUGGGAGGGCCACGUUCACGCCUGUCCAUAAUCACCCGGCACCUCUUAAGGCGUGGAAGGAACGGCGAAAGCAGAAAAGCGGACGACUAUGGCGGGAGUGGGCGGGGUCCGCCGGCGAUUUUUGAAUGGGCGGAGUCAGGAGGGGGCGGAGCGGAAGGGUGGGUCUAACGCCAGCUUCCGGCGGAAACGCGCGGGAGCGAGAUGGCCACUACCAAACGCGUGCUGUGGGCUGGCAGAAGAGGUGGACGACAAAGUUCUUCAUGCUGCUUUUAUUCCUUUUGGAGACAUCACAGAUAUUCAGAUUCCUCUGGAUUAUGAAACAGAAAAGCACCGAGGAUUUGCUUUCGUUGAGUUUGAGUUGGCAGAGGACGCUGCAGCAGCUAUUGACAACAUGAAUGAAUCUGAGCUCUUUGGACGGACAAUUCGUGUCAAUUUGGCCAAACCAAUGAGAAUUAAAGAGGGCUCUUCCAGACCAGUUUGGUCAGAUGAUGACUGGUUGAAGAAAUUUUCUGGAAAGACGCUUGAAGAGAAUAAAGAGGAAGAAGGGGCAGAGACUCCCAAGGCAGAAACCCAGGAGGGAGAGCCCCCUGCAAAAAAGGCCCGGUCAAAUCCUCAGGUGUACAUGGACAUCAAGAUUGGGAACAAGCCGGCUGGCCGUAUCCAGAUGCUCCUGCGUUCCGACGUCGUGCCCAUGACAGCUGAGAAUUUCCGCUGCCUGUGCACCCAUGAAAAGGGCUAUGGUUUCAAGGGAAGCAGCUUCCACCGCAUCAUCCCCCAGUUCAUGUGCCAGGGUGGGGAUUUCACAAACCACAAUGGCACUGGCGGCAAGUCUAUCUACGGGAAGAAGUUUGAUGAUGAAAACUUUAUCCUCAAACACACAGGACCAGGCCUCCUCUCCAUGGCCAACUCUGGCCCGAACACGAACGGUUCCCAGUUCUUCCUGACCUGUGACAAGACAGACUGGCUGGACGGCAGGCAUGUGGUGUUCGGGGAGGUCACCGAAGGCCUGGACGUCUUGCGGCAGAUUGAGGCCCAGGGCAGCAAGGACGGGAAGCCAAAGCAGAAGGUGAUCGUUUCUGACUGUGGGGAGUAUCUGUGAGGCGGCGCCACCCUGCACCCUCUCUCUCCUGCCUGGGUCUGAGCCGGCACCGAGGGUGUCUUGUGUGAAGCGGGCGGUGCUGGGUCUGAGCUCCUCCUCGGGACCACCCGGAGCAGCUCCUCUGCAGCACAGACUGGACUUGCUCUGGGCUUGUACUGGUGCACCGUGAGCCUGGGAGCCAUGCAGGUGCCACCUUCCCCACCAGGGGCAGCUGACUGUGUCCACCGGCUUUCCCAGGCGGUGGUGCCAGGAACUACCCUGGCCCACCUAAGGACCCUGGACACUUUCUUUGCUCAAAUAAAUCCUGAUUUUUAAAUUGCUGCCUCCAGAGAGUUCCUGGGUGCUGUUAGAGAUUGCAUCUGUGGCUGAGCUGUUCCGAGGCAGGCUGACAAGUGGAUGAGGCACACGUGAUUGCCGUGGCUUUUCUUUCUUCCCUUGGGCUGAUUCCCUUAGGUGCCAGGUGAUACAUCUUCAUGCCGGAUGUCUUUUGAGGCAAUGUUGAGGUAAUGGAAAUGGAAGAUAGUACAAAUGUUCCUGUUUUCUGCUGUCUCUGGUGAGACAGCCUCUGCCAGUCUUGUAGCCAGCAAAAAUACUGAUUACCCUCAGUGGUCCAUUUACUUUUAUUCUAUAGGUUUUUUAAAUGAUAUUUUAUAACUCAGAAGUGCCUUCUGUGUGCCAGAUACUGUUUGUCAGAAGACAGAUUAGCAAAAUACAUGGCCUAAUCUAGCCCACUGCCUGUUUCUGUUUAUUGGAACACAGCCAGAUCCACUUGUUUACAUAUCUUCCAUGGCUGCUUUCUCACUAUAGCAGCAGAGCUGAAUAGUUAGUGACAGACGCUGUAUGGUCCCUGUAUUUAUCAAGAGAAACAGAACCAAAAGGAUGGGUGCAUGCAAAAGUAUGUGGUGGGGGGGUGGCUGUUUUAAGGGAUUGGCUCAUGCAAUGUGGGAACUGGCAAGUCUGAAAUCCACAGGGCAGCCUACAGGCUGAAGACAGGAAGAAACUGGGUCUGCCGUUCAAAGGCAGUCUGGAAGUGAAUCCUGAUGAACUGUCUUUUUCUGACUUUCAAUUCAAUUGAGCCGGGCGUGGUGGUACAUGCCUGUAAUCCCAGCACUUGGGAGGCUGAGG
Fukomys damarensis (Damara mole-rat) is the source of this 2340-nucleotide messenger RNA. It is a transcript of the gene Ppie, whose product is annotated as peptidylprolyl isomerase E. NCBI's taxonomy places the organism in Eukaryota, Metazoa, Chordata, Mammalia, Rodentia, Bathyergidae. Gene Ontology annotation, molecular function: RNA binding; peptidyl-prolyl cis-trans isomerase activity. Bases 205 to 1215 code for a protein of 336 amino acids. Gene Ontology annotation, biological process: protein folding; protein peptidyl-prolyl isomerization. The transcript has 10 exons. Gene Ontology annotation, cellular component: intracellular membrane-bounded organelle. The record is from RefSeq and is a predicted model, not a curated record.